This is a messenger RNA of Chinchilla lanigera (long-tailed chinchilla), 641 nucleotides long. RefSeq names its product small proline-rich protein 2F-like. Lineage: Eukaryota; Metazoa; Chordata; Mammalia; Rodentia; Chinchillidae. The coding region runs from base 50 to 262 and encodes 70 amino acids. The record is from RefSeq and is a predicted model, not a curated record. The transcript has 2 exons. Gene Ontology annotation, cellular component: cornified envelope.
GUAGAGUCCCAAAGUGCACUCCAGAAACUGAUCCUGAGACUCUGGAAACAUGUCUUACCAACAGCAGCAGUGCAAGCAGCCCUGCCAGCCACCUCCUGUGGUCAUAACUCCAAAGUGCCCAGAGCCGUGCCACCCGAAAAAGAGCCCAGAGCCGUGCCCACCUCCAAAGUGCCCUGAGCCACGCCCACCUCCACAACACAAAUGUCCUCCUGUGCAGCCUCCCCCACCCUGCCAGCAGAAGUGCCCACCCAAGAACAAGUGACAGCCUCAGGAUUCCUCAGCUCAUGAAAAGGAAUGGGAAACUACCCCCACUGAUCUCCUUCUAUAGCGGCACCUUUCUCUUCUCCUCAAACCCUGUCAAGGACACAGAAGAACCUUCUUCACCCUCUCAUCUGUAAUCUGCCUCUGAUGACUCCUCCCUCCCAGCUAGAGGAAUUCUUCCUGAAACCCUUGUGUGAUCACUGUCCAGGAAGAGACUGAGGAAGGGCAUUUCUCAGCGGUGCCACCAUCCCAGACCUUAGCGUGGAAGAGCAGCAUCUCUCCCUUGCUCCCAUCUGAUGGUGUCCUCUGAGCCUCGUCAGCUGGGCAGGGGUUUCAAUCACCUGGGAAACUGUAACCUCACUGUCGCUUCCUGAAUAAAG